CAGAGAUUUAAAUGACUAAUUGCUCUCUUCUUUAUUUUUGCUAGAUAGCUUCAUCUCUGCUUUUCUUUUUCCAAUUAAUUAGAAGGGACAAUAAUAAAAGUAUAAAAUUAUAUCACCAUCGCUCAAAUUUGCUGCUAAUCCAAUGAAAUCGAUCUAAGCCAGCUACAUUGCAUGAAUAUUUGAUAGCCGUCUUCCCCUGCCGGUGAGAAACAGCAGCGACGCCGUAGUUGGGGAGGUGGGCAUGAAGGCCAAUGUCUCCCCACCGGACGAGGAAGACCAGACAAAGGCGGCCGUUUUAGGGUACCCUCCCAAACAGCCCUUUAAUCCUCCUCCUCCUCAUCAAUAUCCCGCCGUCAAUUACCCUCUCCACGCCUAUGGGCCACCGCAGGCGUAUCCCGGCGGCCACCAUGGAAUAUAUUCUUCUAACCAAUACCACCCUUCCUCAACGCCAGGCUACUACAACCCGCCUUCACAUUCCGGUUACAAUUACAACUCUGCCCACUUGCGACCACAGCCGCCGCCGCACAGCGCGCUGGAAUACGAAACCCGCCGGAGCUUCGCCUUUGCUCGGGUGAUCCUCUGCCUCAUGGUUUUCCUGAUCCUCAUGACCUCCAUCAUGAGCCUACUAACGUACAUCGUCUUCGGCUCCGACAUCCCGAUCUUCCAGGUCGCCUCCUUCUCCGUGCCGUCGUUCAACAUAACCGGUGCCGGGAGCUCCCUCAAUGCGACGUUCGAAGGAAGCGUCACGGCUGAGAACCCGAACCACAAACUCGACAUCACGUUCCAGCACGUGGAAGUCGGGGUGGGUUACCACCAAUUGGUGCUAAUUGCGAAGAAGCAGAUUCCCCCUUUCGAGCUGAAGAAGGAUGGGAGGCUAGUGCUGACGGCCGCCCCGCUUUCAACUCCGGCGACAGGAUACGGCAACGCGGCGGAGAUUUGGUUGAAAGAUAUGAAAAGCGAAUAUGAUGGUAACCGGACCGUUACGUUCGAUAUGGUGUUGACGGUGGUGGCCACGUUCAAAUCGGGCUCAGCUUGGAGCCGGAAGACGAUGUUCAAGGUUGUUUGUGAGGGGUUGAAGACGGAAUUUAAGGAUCCCGGCGGUGCCGGAGUUUGGGAUGGUGUUAGACAAGGGUGUAUGGUUUUCGGUUGAUCUAUCUAGCUAAUUAAUCUGAUCAACCCGGUCUUUUUUUUUGAAAACUUAAUUAAUUAAUUUUAUGUGCUUAGAGUCUUUUUUAGAUACGUAGUAUGAUAUACAGAGCAUUAUUAUGUACAGAUAGUGUAUAUACAGUGUUGGUUUAUAUUCAAUUUAUCAUAAUUAAC
Molecule: messenger RNA, 1320 nt
Organism: Cuscuta epithymum
Lineage: Eukaryota; Viridiplantae; Streptophyta; Magnoliopsida; Solanales; Convolvulaceae
Source: the annotation of a GenBank genome assembly